This is a messenger RNA of Oncorhynchus masou masou (cherry salmon), 1749 nucleotides long. It is a transcript of the gene mblac2, whose product is annotated as metallo-beta-lactamase domain containing 2. The transcript has 2 exons. Lineage: Eukaryota; Metazoa; Chordata; Actinopteri; Salmoniformes; Salmonidae. The record is from RefSeq and is a predicted model, not a curated record. Bases 110 to 940 code for a protein of 276 amino acids.
UUUUGGGUAUUAAAAUCUUAGACAUUCAAAUACAGUGAUAUUACAUGUGUGUAGCAGAACAACGGCAAUUGACUGCAGCUUUUACGCGUCGCCAAGUGCAUGACCUGGCAUGUCUGCCACAGACUGGUACGCGCAUAAAUCCGUCGGGGAAGGACUAUAUUGGAUCCAGGAGAAGUUUUUCGAAUCGUCAAACAGAGCUAAUAUUUGGCUCCUCCGAGGAUCUCACCAAGACGUAGUGAUAGACACAGGCUUGGGUUUGAGGAGCUUACCUGACUACAUUAACUCCAAAGGUCUGCUUGGAGACGACCCGCAGCGAAAGAACCCCCUUUUGGCUAUCGCCACCCACGCCCACUUCGACCACUCAGGUGGUCUGCAUCAGUUCCAACAGGUCGGGGUCCACAGUGCAGAGGUCGAUGCGCUGGCUAACGGAGACAACUUCGAGACGGUCACCUGGCUGUCCGAUAGAGAGAUAGUCCAGGCUCCCUGGCCGGGAUGGAGGGCCAGGCAAUACAGAGUCAAAGCUGUACAACCAACACAUAUACUACAAGAAGGUGAUGUCAUCAACCUGGGUGACAGGCAGCUGACGGUGCUGCACAUGCCCGGCCACUCCCGGGGCAGCAUCUGCUUGCACGAUGGCGACAACAAGAUGCUGUUCAGCGGGGACGUGGUCUACGACGGAGCCAUGAUCGACUGGCUGCCCACUAGCCAGGUCAGCGACUACAUCAGCAGCUGUGAGCGCCUGGUGGGGCUGGUGGACAGCGAGCAGGUGGACCAGGUAAUGCCGGGACACUAUCACACAUUUGGCGCGAAGCAGCUCCACCGCAUCGCCUCGGGGUACAUCGAAAAAGCUGGCACCUGCCCGGCACGCUUCUCCACGUUCGCCUGGAGGACCUUGGCCGGAUUGGCGUUACGGGCCUCCAACACACGGGGCAUCUGCUAGCCAAGAGACAGGCUAGCAUUCAGAGUCGCACAGGUAGACUGGGGAUAUGCGGGAGAUAAUUUACCCCCUCAAUGAUCAGGAAUUCUUUGUACUGUCAAUCAGAAACUGCUGUGAUCCAAUGUAUGUUAUUUUACAUCAUUAAUUAAAAUGCCCCCACGCUUUACAUCUGACAAUGAUUGACAGAAAAUCAAAAUUCCCAUCAUUAUGGGAUGCAUUCAAGACUGGAAAAUGAAUAUAUACACUGCUCAAAAAAAUAAAGGGAACACUAAAAUAACACAUCCUAGAUCUGAAUGAAUGAAAUAUUCUUAUUAAAUACUUUUUUCUUUACAUAGUUGAAUGUGCUGACAACAAAAUCACACAAAAAUUAUCAAUGGAAAUCAAAUGUAUCAACCCAUGGAUGUCUGGAUUUGGAGUCACACUCAAAAUUAAAGUGGAAAACCACACUACAGGCUGAUCCAACUUUGAUGUAAUGUCCUUAAAACAAGUCAAAAUGAGGCUCAGUAGUGUGUGUGACCUCCACGUGCCUGUAUGACCUCCCUAAAAUGCCUGGGCAUGCUCCUGAUGAGGUGGCAGAUGGGAUCUCUUCCCAGACCUGGACUAAAGCAUCCGCCAACUCCUGGACAGUCUGUGGUGCAACGUGGCGUUGGUGGAUGGAGCGAGACAUGAUGUCCCAGAUGUGCUCAAUUGGAUUCAGGUCUGGGGAACGGGUGGGCCAGUCCAUAGCAUCAAUGCCUUCCUCUUGAAGGAACUGCUGACACACUCCAGCCACAUGAGGUCUAGCAUUGUCUUGCAUUAGGAGGAACCCAGAG